AUGAAGAAAAGCAGGAGUGUGAUGAUGGUCACCACAGAGGGGAAUGCUAAAGAUUAUUUGGAAUGCAGCCUCAGCAAGUCUUACAGUGCAUCAACUAACACUCUUGGCAUAGAUCUUUGGAGAGGAAGAAGAGGUUGCUCUGGUAAUUUACAGUUACCACCAUUGUUCCAAAGACAAGGUGAAAAAGGAAGAACACCAGACAGAGAGACUAUUUGUAGACCCACAACUUUGCCUUUACUGACUCUUCCCAGCAUUGCUAUUACUACUUAUCAAGAUAGCUUUGAUGUGGAAAAUGGCCCAUCACCAGGUCGCAGCCCACUGGAUCCUCAGGCUGGCUCUUCUUCUGGACUUGUGCUACAUACCACUUUUCCAGGGCACAGCCAACGCAGGGAGUCAUUCCUGUACAGAUCAGAUAGUGACUAUGACCUGUCACCAAAGACUACAUCAAGAAAUUCCUCUCUUCCAAGUGAACAGCAUGGAGAUGAUCUGAUAGUUACACCUUUUGCACAGGUCUUGGCAAGUUUGAGGAGCAUAAGAAAUAAUUUUACAUUACUGACAAAUCUGCAAGGAACAUCAAACAAGAGAUCACCAGCAGCAAGUCAGCCAUCAGUCUCCAGGAUUAACAUUCAAGAAGAAUCUUAUCAAAAAUUAGCCAUGGAAACUUUGGAAGAAUUGGACUGGUGUUUAGACCAACUUGAAACUAUUCAGACCUACCGAUCUGUUAGUGAGAUGGCAUCAAAUAAGUUCAAGAGAAUGCUCAACCGGGAACUGACACACCUUUCAGAAAUGAGCCGAUCAGGCAAUCAGGUGUCUGAAUAUAUUUCAAACACCUUCCUAGACAAGCAGAAUGAUGUGGAAAUUCCCUCUCCCACACAGAAGGACCGAGAGAAAAAGAAAAAACAACUCAUGACACAGAUCAGUGGUGUGAAAAAGUUAAUGCACAGUUCAAGCUUGAAUAAUACUAGUAUUUCAAGAUUUGGUGUGAAAACAGAAAAGGAAGACCAUCUAGCCAAGGAGCUGGAGGAUUUGAAUAAAUGGGGUCUGAACAUAUUUAAUGUUGCAAGAUAUUCUCACAGUAGACCUCUCACCUGCAUUAUGUAUGCCAUUUUUCAGGAAAGGGAUUUGCUGAAGACAUUCAAGAUCUCAUCAGACACCUUUAUAGCUUACAUGAUGACUUUGGAAGAUCACUACCAUUCUGAUGUAGCUUACCACAACAGUCUUCAUGCAGCUGAUGUAGCCCAAUCCACUCAUGUUCUUCUAUCCACCCCAGCCUUGGAUGCUGUCUUCACUGAUUUGGAAAUUCUUGCAACCAUUUUUGCAGCAGCAAUUCAUGAUGUAGAUCAUCCUGGUGUCUCCAAUCAAUUUCUUAUUAAUACAAAUUCUGAACUUGCUCUGAUGUACAAUGAUGAGUCUGUCUUGGAAAAUCAUCACCUUGCUGUAGGUUUUAAGCUACUACAAGAAGAGCACUGUGACAUCUUCCAGAACCUGACCAAGAAACAGCGCCAAACUCUCAGGAAAAUGGUGAUCGACAUGGUUUUGGCAACAGAUAUGUCCAAACAUAUGUCUCUUCUGGCAGACUUAAAAACUAUGGUGGAAACAAAAAAAGUGACCAGUUCUGGGGUCCUCCUCUUAGAUAACUACACAGACAGAAUACAGGUUCUCCGAAAUAUGGUCCAUUGCGCUGAUUUAAGUAAUCCCACGAAAUCCCUGGAGCUCUAUCGGCAGUGGACAGACAGAAUCAUGGAAGAGUUUUUCCAGCAGGGAGACAAGGAACGGGAUAGAGGAAUGGAAAUCAGCCCAAUGUGUGACAAACACACAGCUUCUGUAGAGAAGUCACAGGUUGGGUUCAUUGAUUAUAUUGUCCACCCACUUUGGGAGACGUGGGCAGAUCUAGUGCAGCCUGAUGCCCAGGAUAUCCUGGAUACCCUGGAAGAUAAUAGGAACUGGUACCAGAGCAUGAUCCCUCAGAGUCCCUCUCCUCCCCUUGAGGAACGCAACAGAGACUGUCAGAGUCUGAUGGAGAAGUUCCAGUUUGAGCUUACCCUUGAAGAGGAGGAUUCCGACAGCCCUGAGAAAGAUAGUGAUAAUAUCAGCUAUUUCAGCGGUACAAAGACACUCUGUGUGAUUGAUCCGGGGAAAAGGGAUUCCCAAAGGGGAGUCAAUAUAAAAAUUCUGGCAGAUGAUACAUUGCCUAGUGAUACUUAAUGCAGUGUAUCCAUAUUGGUAAAUUUAAAUCCUUAAUGUAUGUGAAGGUUGUCUCACUGACAAACCUGACGUUUAGGUCUUCAGCCAACAUCCAACCAGCAUUGGCUAAAAGACCUUACCAGCGCCUUAAGAUUGGAGUCAGGGUUAAGGAGUGUGUAAUGACUGCUCAGGAAAUUAACAGGUGAUUUACAUUGCAGUUUAAGCUUUGUCAGCCAAAAAAAAAAAAAAAUGAUUGUGGUGGUUUGGAGCCAGAGUGAGUUGUUACUGAGUAAGCCUAAUGCUGAGUGACACAUAACAGAAAUCUUUUCUAUUCCUAAGAGAUUUUGCAACCUUUAGUAGGCCCAACAGCUAAAACUACUGAUUCAUAACUCUGAAUUUAAAACUUGUCCACCUGUCUGCAGACCCUUGUGCCUUUUUUAUAAAUACUUCCAUGUCUUUUUGAGAAGCCUACUAAAUAGACAACAACAAAAUGUGUUUGAUAUUGAAGUAUUUUAAUUAUUCCAGUUUUAAUGAAAAAAGUCUUCCUUUUUAUGGGCAAUAUGUGUUACUGUAUUGAAGUUUAAUCACUUUGACUCACUAAGUAGAGCAGCGUGCUCCACUUCUUGCAUCAUUGGCUAUUUUAUCUGUCUUGCAGCCCCUGUGUAGCUCUUCUAUUUGCUUGCUCCUGAAAACGGUAUUCUUCACUCAACUGUUUUUGACAUUUUUUGUGCACAGGAAAACAUGUAGCUUUGUGUUUUCAUAACACAAUAUAGCACACGUGAAAACUGGCAUACUGAAUUAGUGUGAUGUACAUUCUACCCUUGUAGUGUUUUUAGUUCUUUAAACUCAGUAGAAAUUGUAAGCUUGCCCCUUCUGAAUUCUUCUCCUUGCAUAGUUCAUGUCAUUAAGUUUAGUCCCCUUUUUUCUCCUGCAACUGCCUUGAGCUCUAACAUGUCCAGUACUGUUUAUAACAGGGUAUUUAUUACUUAAUGUAUAUAAUGUAAUGUUUUGUAAGUAUUAAUUUAUAAAAAUUAACAUUACCUGUCAGUGGUGAUGCUAUUUGUGUAGAAGACUCUGAAUAAGAGUCGCCUUUCAUGUAAUUUUUUUUGUAUUGCAUAAAAUAAAUGAACCUGAACUUAGCUUAAAAUAGACAUAGGAAACCUAGAGAGGGCAUUCACGUGGCAUUGGGUCACAGGGGUUUCAUUUUCUGUUGGAUCUGGGAAAUCAUCAUUGUUGGUGACUGAGAGAGAUUUAGAUGAUACGUUCAGAUGAUACGAAGCUACUGAAAAAAUACCUAGUAAUGUCACAAAUUUUAAGUGUUAUUUCCAGUUUAUGAACAAACCAAUGUGAAUUUAUAAGACAAAAUGUGAACUGAUGUUAUAAUUGUGCUGUGAAACCUUUUUCAACAAAGCUUGUUAGGCAUGUAUAUUGUGCCAGUUUCAGUUAGUAAAACAAUAUUUCAAGCUUUCAAUCCAAUUUGUGACUAACUAGUUGAUAAAAAUAGCACAUUUGUGCAUGGUCAGUGGGUUUGUAUGUCUGUUGAACUCUGCAUUGUUCCAGGUGGUUAUUUUAUUGUUUCAAAUUUUCACACAAUGUAUGUUGUUAUAGUAUUAUAUAUUGUGUCCAGAUGCAUUCUUAAGAGAUUUUUAUAUGAAGUGAAUAAAUGAAAGCAUGACUUAGACCGA
This is a messenger RNA of Varanus komodoensis (Komodo dragon), 3869 nucleotides long. RefSeq names its product phosphodiesterase 4B (gene PDE4B). Gene Ontology annotation, molecular function: transmembrane transporter binding; 3',5'-cyclic-AMP phosphodiesterase activity. Lineage: Eukaryota; Metazoa; Chordata; Lepidosauria; Squamata; Varanidae. The record is from RefSeq and is a predicted model, not a curated record. Gene Ontology annotation, biological process: signal transduction. Gene Ontology annotation, cellular component: cytosol; nucleus; perinuclear region of cytoplasm. The transcript has 16 exons. The coding region runs from base 1 to 2205 and encodes 734 amino acids.